Penaeus monodon (black tiger shrimp) is the source of this 609-nucleotide messenger RNA. RefSeq names its product prostaglandin E2 receptor EP4 subtype-like. The record is from RefSeq and is a predicted model, not a curated record. The transcript has 4 exons. Lineage: Eukaryota; Metazoa; Arthropoda; Malacostraca; Decapoda; Penaeidae. Bases 1 to 609 code for a protein of 202 amino acids. Gene Ontology annotation, molecular function: G protein-coupled receptor activity. Gene Ontology annotation, cellular component: plasma membrane. Gene Ontology annotation, biological process: positive regulation of cytosolic calcium ion concentration; inflammatory response; adenylate cyclase-activating G protein-coupled receptor signaling pathway.
AUGUCAACAUCGGGCAACUGUUCCUGCAACACCUGGGACCUGGUGCUUCCCAACCUUCACUUGUGUCCGACGACCCCCCUAAGGCAUCGUAUUUUCACCACGACGAUGGGAGUCAUCAACAUUUCCAACCUCGUGGUCAUCGUUGUCUGUAACGUGCUCGUUGUGGGAAACCUCCUGAAGAUGCGGGUGAGUCGCCACCUUCCUUCGGACCACCACAGGAACAACUUCAGGUUCAGGGGCGGCUGGGACCACGAACUUCAGAUGGUUCUUGUGCUCUUGGCCAUCACCUGCGUGGCGAUCGUGUCGUGGGGGCCGCUUGAUACCAUCCUGGUAACCAACCAGUUCUGGCCGCCACACCUGAAGCCCGGAGACCACAUGGGCGAGUUGCAGGCCGUUCGACUUGCAUCCGUCAACCAGAUCGCCGACCCUUGGAUAUACAUCAUCGUGCGGGUGGUCAGUUUCAAUUUUUUUUUGUUGUUGUUGUUGUUUUGCUUUCUCCUGCGUGGAUGGUGGGAGCCUGAUGCAUGGGCAACAGCUUGCUUCCCACAUUCUUUCACCCAGGCACAGACUCUACCCAUACGGGAGUCGGUAGAGACAAUAAUACCAUAG